Molecule: messenger RNA, 3191 nt
Organism: Volvox carteri f. nagariensis
Lineage: Eukaryota; Viridiplantae; Chlorophyta; Chlorophyceae; Chlamydomonadales; Volvocaceae
Exons: 10
Coding region: 1-1764 (587 amino acids)
Cellular component (GO): cytosol
Source: RefSeq, a predicted model, not a curated record
AUGCCGGCGAUAAGGGAUAUCGGAUUUGAGCGCCAAAUAACCUGCGGAAGCAGGGUGUUGCCUGCUGCUUGGGCCGCACUUGCACGUCUGGCUGUCGCAGCUGCCUCCCUAGUCCACCGCCGCGCCGCCGCAACUGACACUCCCGCCGCCGUUCUUCUCCCCCGCCCCCACAACCGCUGCCGGCACCGACGCGCUAAACCCCGUGCGGGGCCUCUCCCCAAGGCACUCGGCGGGUCUGUGGGUCGGAACCCCUCGGGCAGGUUCGUACUGGGCGUGGAGAACGUCGUCGUCGAUGUGGGUGCCGCUGCAAAGUGCGGACUGCGGCUGGGCCCACUGCCGCCGUCGUCGCCAACACCUCCACCAACAUCGCCUCUGCCUUCGACUAGCGGUGCUCCGGAACCAGAGCGCAGCUCUGCCGGCGCUGCAAACCUGGCCUUUCCAGCCCACGGGGGGGGCCCGGCGGCCGGCAGCGUCACCACGGCUGCUUCGACGGAGCCAUUUGGCGCUGGUGCAGGUGUUGCGGCGGCAGAUGCGGCGGGUGGGCCAGGGCGCCCGGUGGCCACCAUUGAAGCUGGCAGCCACUCCGAUCAUCUCCCGGUGCUCCGUUUGCGUGUGCUUGAAAGCCACGGCGACCAGGUGCUGGAGCUGCCCCCGGGGGCUUCAUUGCUGGCUGCCUCGGGUGCGGAGGCGCCGGGGGGUACUGCGGCGCAUGAGAUGUGGGCGCUGGGUGAUCGCUGUCUGGCAUUUCAGUUUCACCCCGAGUUGACGACGGAUCUGGUGUACGACAAAAUCUGGACGGCGCUGUCAGCAUCCGGGCGCUUGAGCCCCGAGGAGUCAGCUGCUGCGGAGGCGCAGCUCAAGGCCGGUUCCGGAGCUCUGGAUUCCGACCUUUUCAUCCAGGCGCUGAACGGCUUCCUGCGGGCACAACACCCCGAGCCGCGAUACCCGUCGACGUCCUGCGGGACCCGAGGACCCGAGGCAAGGGCAGCGGCGGAGGCAGCGGCAGCGGAGGCGACGGCGGCGGCGACGGCAGCGGCUGUGGCUGAGGCGGCUGCCAGCAACAGUGUGCAAGUUGCGAAGGAGCUUCGGCAGGGGCUGGAGAGACGCGCGGCGGAGGCGGCCGAGGAGGUGCUGGGUCACGUACGACAUGCGGCAGCCGCAGAAGGGGAGCUCUCAACUAAGCCAACUCAGACUCAUUCAAGUCCGCACGCAGGCAUGGCGGCGGGCACCGCCGAUGCAGAGCUGCUGACGGCGCUCAACCAGGAGGCCGCUGUGGCGUACGGCAGGGCUGCGGCGGCCGCCGAGGGAGCCUCCGCACACCUGGCGGAGGUAGUGGCGUCGCAGCAUGAGCCGCUGAAGGCCGCACUGGCCAGUUUGGGGGCACUGGAAGUCCAGUUGGACCGACUGGCGGCAGUGGUGGGCUCCCUGGAGCGGGAGAGUGCCGCUGUGGAGGAGCAGGUGGAGCUGCAGCCUAAGAUCAAUCCGCAAAUUCACACGCACGAUAAAUAUAAAAAGAUCUGGCCGCAGCCAGAGUACAAGUACCUGCUGGGCCGCUUCGUUGUGGACCGAAAUGGUGUGGUGUGGCACCGGCAGGCCAACUUUCGUCACCAGCGCUAUUGCAAAUCCGCCUCCCAGCUAACCAGACUCAAGCGCUGGAAGCCGCUAGCAAGCGCCUACGCCAAUAAGCUACGCCGCCUAGGGUUUUCGGAGCGGUAUUGGGCACCCCCCGACCCCCAGGACGAAACGGGUUGGCGACGAGAGUGAUGAAAUAAAUGCGCCGUGGAAGCGCCGGGCUCAUACGCCUGUGUCAUGCUAAAUGGCCGCGGAACACUUUGAAAUCUUCUAACGCGCUUGCCGUCCAGCUCGUCGGACUGCAUUGAGUCAUCUCGCAUGGAAAGAUCUACUUAGUUACGAGGUGAUCCCAGCGCCAUGUGGGUAUUGGAAGCCAGGUUUUGCAUUUUCAACUGGGCUCGGCACUCGAUUCUGGUCGGCAAUCCUUAAUUAUUCGAGCUAGGGACCUGACAGUCGACGAAGAGUGUUAUCAUGUAUUCAAUUGUAGCUUACCGAAUGAUCAAGACAUUAUUAAAGCAGGUAUGCUCAUGCGUUUUGCACUGCGAUUAACGGUUUUGGACUAAGGACUCUCUCAACGUGACGGCACGGUGGCCUCGUGCGCUCCGAGGGCAAUCGUUUCCCGAGUUUCCUGAAUACAAUGGUCCCCCCUGGCAGUAUUUUGAAGACAUCGACGAUCAUGCGUGCAUGUAUCAUAUUCGGACCGUGUAAGGUCUUUUGGCGGGUCCGGUGUUUCGCAGCGGCGAGCGCCGUCUGGAACGGUCUUAGUACAGCUUCAUCGUUGCCCAUUUACGAUGAUGCAGGAGUUUGAGCGGUGAACCAACUGAUGUGCUGCCUAUGUGCAGCGCAAAACGGACAUGCAUUCUUCGUGGUACUCUUGUGUCUUGACAAUGUUUGCGUUAUAGCAUGAGGGGGGCCGUGGUGUCUGGCCGGCUCUGUGCUCUACCUGCCGCACGAGUGGUAAUUGCAGUGCAUGCCAAGUAGUUGGGCAGGGCACUGGUAGAACCUCUAAUCCGGGGCCCUUGGUGGAGGAGCGGAGGCUUACACGCGGUCUUGAUGCGAGGGUUCGAGAGACAGGCUUGUGGGUGUGGCCUGUGGAGGGACACUACCAUGUUUUCACUAGGGAACCCGGACGAUGGAUUUUGAUGGGUGACUGCACACUGACGUUCGCACUGGUGUGGCCUUGGUCAGAUAUUCCAUGCCGGCCCUUCGGUGAGAAGAGAACGGGCCAAGGUUACAUAAGGCUUGUCUAUAUGUGGUCCAUACUUGUUCCAUAACAGCUCCAUCUCCGGCAUUUUUUUGACGGAGGAUUCCCAGUGAUUACGGCUGCGAUUGGGCUAUUAGAACGAGCUUGGUUGCUAGCUGUGUUCGAACCCUCGACGCAACUCUAACAGGCCUCUUUGAUUUGGUGGGUUCUGGUCCGCAUGUUGGCGCCUGUUCUCUAUGGGGACCUUGCCGCACUUUACCGUUUAUUAGUGUUGCGGUCAGGAGGUGCAACUGCGGUGGUUUGUGUUUUCGAUGGAUGGUGCAACUAUGGCAUGCAUGUACCCAUCCAUUAUUUAUGUACCCAUCACGCAAGCCCUUAGAUCCGUCGGGAUGUAAUUCGGUGUGAUGCCCUCUUU